AUGAAAGGAUUAGCAAUUAUUCCGGCUGUGUACGGGCAUGGUCGUCUUAUGGAUCCACCCGGACGAGGAUCUCUUUUCCGUUUCAUCAACACAAAUCCACUAUUGGCGCCGUACAGUAGCGUUAUCGAAGCAAACUACAAUGACAUGGGCUCAAACUGCGGCGGUGUUAGCUAUCAAAUAAGCCAGGGAUAUAAAUGUGGGCCAUGUGGCGAUCCUUAUGGAGCCAGCCAGCCUCGAUUACAUGAAGAUGGUGGUAAGUAUGGUAAGAAGAUCGUCUCUGGGCAAUAUUCAUCCGGAAGCACAAUUAUUACACAAGUGCAGAUUACUGCCCACCACAAGGGCUGGAUAAAAUUCAAUCUUUGCCCCCUUGAAGAACUUGGCAGUGGCCAAGACGCACUUGAAGAUUGUCUCUCUGCACAUCCACUCGAGACCGAUCAAGGAUAUGAAUGGGAUUUGCCAGACACCCACAAUAGUAAUUAUAACAAUGGCGGCUACUGGUACGACAUUUUGGUCAAGUUACCGGAUGAUAUUCAAUGUGAUCGAUGUGUCCUUCGUUGGAGAUACCAUGCAGGCAAUAGUUGGGGUUGCGACGCGCCAGACGAUUGCGGACUUGGAAAAGGGUAUCAAGAAGAGUUCAUGAAUUGCGCCGAUAUCCAAAUAACUCCUGACGAUUCUUCAGUAACUUUCACCCCGCCUCCAAUAACUACAGAAGAGCCAACGACCCUUGCAGAAGGACAAAAGUGUGGUUCAUGGCAAGAGCAGUUUCCAAACGCCAUUCUCGACAUGAGUCCUCAAACGACCGAUAAAAAUCCCACUGGUUGCACAGAGUCGCCAAAUGGUCACCUCGGCGAGAAACUUUCGUAUUGCUUUCUGACUUGUCCAGAAACGUAUGAGAUGGUCUUUGAAGAUCCGUCAGUUCCUGACUGGAAAUCAAGAACAGGAAUUCAGUGUCGAGGAUCCGGUUUGUGGGAGGCAGAUAGUCCGUUUAGCUGCCAGAAUCCAUGCCCUGACACUUACAAUCUAAAUAAGAAGAAAUAUGUGCUAGUGAAAAAGGAAUGGCCUACUGGAUUCCAACUCCUACUUCGCCUAAAGCCAGAAAUCAAUCUGAACGAAUGGACGGUGGUUUUCUACUUCUUCGAGCCACUUGACAAGAAUGUUGAAUUCCACACUUGGGAAGCCCAGCUAACAGUUUCCGCAAAUAGUCAAAUAGCGACGCUGACGAACUGGCCUUGGAAUACAGGAAUUGCAGCAGGAGAAUCUUACCCGAUUCUCUUCGUUGUUUCCGGAGCAUCACGAGCACUGCUUCCACCUUACAGAGUUUUCUAUUUGCCUGGCAAACAUGAAGAUAUGUCAUGUCUUUUGGAAAACAACUUUAAUUUUGGUGAAUUCAAUACAACUACAACGUCGACUAUUGCGCCGUCAACGACAACAACGACUGCUGGUGCACCAGUUUCAGAAGACCCAAAUUUUUGCUCUGGAAAGAAAGACGGACUGUACACGCAUCCUGAAUGCGAUAAAUUUUACCAGUGCUACAAUCGAGGGUCAACUGCGAUUAAAACGUGUCCAUCAGGACUUCUUUUUAAUCAAGUAUACAAUGUUUGCGACUGGGCUAUUAAUGUGAAAUGCCCUGGAACAGAGACAACCGCUACUUCUACAACUGCAACAUCACCUGCAACAUCUCCUGGAAGCUCAACAACAACAAGCUCUGCCGGCGGCGGCGGUGGUGGAACUGAAGACCCUAAUUUCUGCGUCGAUAAAGACGACAGUCUUUAUCCUCAUCCAGAUUGUAGCAAGUUUUACCAGUGCUUUGCUGGCUCAACUUUCAUUAAAACUUGUUCGUCUGGUCUCAUGUUUAACCCCGCCCUUUCACUCUGCGACUGGCCACAGAAUGUAGACUGUAACAGCACGCCAACAAACCCACCAUCAACUACUACAACUUUGGGUUCCAGCACUACAAGCUCCGGCUCGACAACUUCUACAACUGUCCCAACAUCUUCUACAACAUCCCAAUCAUCAUCUACUUCUUCUUCUCAGAGCACAACAACCACUACACCAAAUUCAUCUGAUCGCGUUCUCGUUUGUUAUUUUACGAACUGGGCCCAGUAUCGAACCCCUUCAAGUGUUCAACAAAAACCCCAGGAUAUACCAGCAGACCUCUGUACUCACUUGGUUUACUCAUUCGCUAAAAUCCCUGAAGGCCAGAAUGACCUUGCUCCAUAUGAGUGGAAUGAUGAGCAGCUGUACGCGUCAAUGGCACAAUUAAAAAACCAAAAUCCAACACUCAAGAUGACUCUCGCUGUUGGCGGUUGGACACACGGCACAGCAACUUUCUCGGCGAUGGUAUCGACAAAAGCCAAUAGAGACGAAUUCAUCGCAAACUCUAUUUCCUAUUUAAGGCAAUACAACUUUGACGGACUUGAUCUAGAUUGGGAAUAUCCAGCGAACCGAGGAUCGCCAGCUAUCGACAAAGAAAGAUUUGCUCUUCUUUGCGAGGAACUUCGUCUUGCAUUCGAAGCAGAGGCAAUUAAUACUGGGAAAGAGCGGCUCUUACUCACCGCUGCCGUUGCUGCUGGAAAAUCGACAAUAGACACGGCUUAUGAUAUUCCACGCAUUUCUGCUGCUCUGGAUUACAUUCAUCUUAUGGCUUAUGAUUUACAUGGAAGCUGGGAGAAUCAAGCUUUCGGGCACAGUCAGUUCGAUGGCCACGCUAGCGAUCCAGCAGGUGACGUUCUAUCUACUCGUUACGCAGCGCAGUACUGGAUGGAUGGUGGCUGCCCGGCUUCAAAAUUAGUUUUUGGCCUGCCUGCUUACGGCAAGUCUUUUACCCUCUCUGGUUCAAGUAACACUCCAGGAUCGCCAACUUCCGGAGCAGGUACCGCUGGCACCUACACAAAGACAGCAGGUUUCCUUGCUUACUAUGAGAUCUGUGACAAUAUUGCAAACAACGGAUGGACCGCUGUUCAAGAUACAUCUACGUCUUCCAUGUAUGCCUACAGCUCUACACAAUGGGUCGGUUAUGAAAACGAAGCAACUUUAGCGCAACGCUGCGACUGGAUAAAAGAACAUGGACUAGCAGGUGCUAUGUUCUGGGAUACUUCUCUCGACGAUAUGUAUGGCGACUUCUGUGGAAAUGGACCGUUCCCACUUAUAAAUACUGUGAAAUCCUGCCUUUAA
Oikopleura dioica is the source of this 3174-nucleotide messenger RNA. The record is from the annotation of a GenBank genome assembly. Lineage: Eukaryota; Metazoa; Chordata; Appendicularia; Copelata; Oikopleuridae.